AUGUUUGUAGCAGAAACUGAGACCAAAAGGACACAGCUUCGAGAGAAAGAGAUAGAAGGAGAGAAGCGCGGGGAUUGGAAGAAGCAAGAUGAGUUCAGCCCACCUGUACAGGAAGGAAGAGUAGCCAUUGGGGUAGGGCAAACAUUUUCUCCAAUCGCUCCAAAUCGACUACAGUCCAAGAAUGACGGUGUUAAAAUCCAUCUAGCCCAGCCCAACAGGAAGGGCAGGGCGUUGGCAUAUUACCGAACCCUCUCUUGUAGUACUACCUACUCAUUGUUUGUUCCCAUGCCCAAAAUGGGUUCUAAGUUUUGGCUGGUUUUGCUCAUGUUGGCUACGGCCAUGAUUGUUGAGUCAGCAGCAUCAUUGCAUGAUGACCUCUGGGGCCUAACCACUGUAGGCCAUGACAAUAAUGGAUUCGACUUCAGCACCGAAAUGAUGAUGGAUUCUGAGAUCAACCACAGACUGCUGGCUCAGCAGAAAAGAUACAUUAGUUAUGGAGCCCUAAAGGCUAACUCAGUCCCUUGCAAUCGUCGCGGUAGUUCCUACUACAACUGUAACAAGCGGCAAAAGGCUAAUCCUUACAAACGUGGAUGCACCACCGCCACAAAGUGCUACCGGUACACUCAUUAA
Molecule: messenger RNA, 630 nt
Organism: Dovyalis caffra
Lineage: Eukaryota; Viridiplantae; Streptophyta; Magnoliopsida; Malpighiales; Salicaceae
Source: the annotation of a GenBank genome assembly